CUCCCAUCCAAGCCAGACGACCAAGCCUGCGGUUGAAAACUUGCUCAAAGUUGCCUUGAUCCUACCAUGAAUGACUCACGGUCAUCGUCGCCUGAAGCUCCUCCGCAAGACCUAUGGUCGUCUAUCCUUGAUUCUGUCUCUUCGUCGCGGUCGAUACCUGCCAAACAAAUACUGCUUCUGGGGGAAUCGUCUUCAGGGAAGUCGACGCUGGCGUCCGCGCUUUUGCACAAAGCCGCAGCUGAGGAGGUGCAAGAGGAUCAGAGGCCUGAUUUUGCACUGGGCUACGACUGGGCAGACGUCAAAGACGACGCGGACGAAGAUACCCUCGCGAGAUUGUCUGUAUACACCGUGCCAUCAGCAGCAGCUACCUACACCGCAUUGCUUCCUCACUUCCUACCACCACGGGCAUCACUACCACAUACGGUUGUAGUUAUCACCCUCGACUGGACGAAGCCUUGGACGUUCAUCGACCAGUUGUAUACCUGGCUGAGCUGGAUAGAGAAAUGGGUUCAAGGUGAUGGGUCACGAGAGCUGCAGAUUGUACGGGAAGAGACCCGAGAGAGAUUGCAGGCACAUCUUCAACGUUACACCGAGCCAUCUGCUGAGCCGCUUCCCGCCACCUCAACGCUGUCUGACACCACACUACUUCCUCUCGGACCAGGAACCCUGACGCAUAAUACGGCCGGUGUACCAAUCAUAGUCGCAUGCACGAAGGCAGAUCACAUAGAUGAUACCGGCGAUGGGCUUGGACCAGGAGCUUCCGGCAUGGGGGUAAUGGUUAAAGGCAAGGGUGGCGACUGGGAAGAACAAACAGACACAGUUAUGCAGGUCCUGCGGACAAUCUGCUUGAAAUACGGCGCUGCUCUUUUUUACACUACACCGCUCCCUCAGACCCUACAGGUGCUCCGCCAAUACGCACUUCAUCUCCUUUUUGCCCCUCCUGCACCUUCACCUGGGCUCUCCACGGAUGCUGUCGCACCGGUCCGAAACCCUUUUCCUUUCCAACACAAAGCGAACACCUUGGACAGGGACCGUAUUGUGGUUCCCGCAGGUUGGGAUAGCUGGGGGAAGAUUGUAGUCUUGAGGGAGGGUUUUGACGCGAAGGCAUGGGGUGAUGCGUGGGAGUAUGAUGUUGAGCAGGCCGAGGGCGACCAAGAGCAGACGGGGGCAAGGAAGCUGUAUAUCUCUAUGGUACCAGACCAAGGUCCCAAACCUACGCCACUGCCACCUUUCAAUAAUCCGACUCCAGAACAAGUGUUUCUUGCAAAGAACUACGACGAGAACUCGAAAAAGCCAGAUCGCGAUCCCCGUGCCUCCUUCCGCAACCCCACAGAGAAUUCUUCGGCAGGUGUCGUCGGUCCCAUGGGUAGCAGCAGCUUCAGCUUGCCAAACGUUGAAAAAGCCCUUACCGAGAUGGAAGGGGCUGUGGGUAGCCCUGCACCGCUUGGCAUUAACGUUGCCGCAGAUCCUCGUAAACCCCCUAGCAGAAGCACGGCACGACAAGCCUCGGGCUUGUCGGUGUCAAGCGCUGGAGCUCCUGGCACAAGGCCGCAGGCUUCAUCCCCGACACUGCCCUCAUCGCCAAGCCCCGUGCCUGGCGGUCAGACACAGCAUGAGGUUUUACAGAACUUCUUCCAGAGCUUGUUGAGCUCCAAGGACCGGACGAGCGGUGCUGCAUCCACAGCAAGGUCAGCACCCAAGCCGAGAUCUCCGACUUCGGCAUCCGUCCCAGCGACCAAUGGAAGCGGUAGUAGUGGUGAUACUGCAGAGAGCACGUAGUAUUUAUUUCUUGCAGUGUUGAAUGUUCUUCGUUGUAUUUGAGUCUCUGACAUAUCGUGAAAUCGGAAGGAUAUUUGAUGAAU
Molecule: messenger RNA, 1862 nt
Organism: Phanerochaete carnosa HHB-10118-sp
Lineage: Eukaryota; Fungi; Basidiomycota; Agaricomycetes; Polyporales; Phanerochaetaceae
Exons: 5
Coding region: 67-1779 (570 amino acids)
Biological process (GO): microtubule cytoskeleton organization; microtubule-based movement
Cellular component (GO): cytoplasmic dynein complex; centrosome
Molecular function (GO): dynein heavy chain binding
Source: RefSeq, a predicted model, not a curated record